Closterium sp. Naga37s-1 is the source of this 160-nucleotide messenger RNA. The record is from the annotation of a GenBank genome assembly. Lineage: Eukaryota; Viridiplantae; Streptophyta; Zygnematophyceae; Desmidiales; Closteriaceae.
CGACGAACGUCACAACGGCUUUUGGGGAGACGAACCGGCGCACCUUGAUAACUGGAACAACCACCUAUCACUUGAAGUCGAUCGUGAGUCCUGCGAGAUACAAGGGGCGUGUGACGCGUCCCGAGAUGGCCAGAGGAAAGAUCGACUUCAAAAUUGUCGU